CAAUUGCGCUUGCGCGACUAAGCAAGAUGUCAGCGCCUCUGCGUGCCAUAACGGUGUAGUUUACGUGCAUGUAGUUUCAUGUAGUGGCAGAAUAAGACACUGAAUCAUUCGGUUAUCACUCGAAAACAUUUUUCCUGUAUGUCUAAUUUUGUGUGAUAUCUACCGCUGCAGUUUUUAGGUUAGAAUGUGUUUUGUUACAAAGGGUAUCCUAAUUCCGUGAUUGUCUAAAACGCUGUAGCCAAACAUGUCCUUAUGCUUAAGGAGUUUCUAGGGCAAGGCAAAAAUGCGAUCUUUCAGUACACAGAUCUUGCGAGGUCUUUCAGCCAUACGUACCUUUACUGUUUUUGGCGAAACACGAAAUACCCGCAUUUACUAUGGGGGUUUAAAAUGUAGCCGAUUUAUGCAUACCACAAAAGUAAAUCCCGCAGUAAGUGUGCUAUCUGCCAACGAAAUUUUUAAAAGGAGGUCGUUACAGGACUACUUAAGAAAACUGGAGAGUGAAUAUGUGGACUGUUUGCGAAGUGUCGAACUGAAUAGUGAAGAUCUGAAAUGGAAGAGAAACAGAGUAACGCAUCUAACACCUUUGAUCGACUGUGUGAAGAAACUGGCACAGAAACAGAAAGAGUUUGAAGAAAUCCAAGCCUUACUGAAAGAUGAUGAUCCAGACAUAAGAAAACUAGCAGAAAACGAGAAGACGGCAUGCCAAGAGUCUGUGCAAGAUCUGAGAAAAACGAUCCUGUCCCUCUUAAUCCCUGCUGAGAAGGCUGAUGACAGUGAUCUAGUGCUGGAAGUCACAGCUGGGGUAGGCGGGCAGGAGGCGAUGCUUUUCACCGCCGAGGUGUUCGACAUGUACCGGAGAUUCGCCACCUACCAGGGCUGGGACUUUGAAACGCUGGAGUACAACCCGAGUGACACCGGUGGGCUUCGCUACGGCUGUGCAGCUGUCAGCGGCCCACAGAGUUAUGAGACGAUGAAGUUCGAGGCUGGGGUGCAUCGAGUACAGAGGGUCCCCAAAACUGAGAAGCAGGGGCGCAUCCACACCAGCACCAUGACUGUGGCCGCGCUGCCGCAGCCCACAGAGAUCACGCUGACUAUUAAUGCAAAGGAUUUGAAAAUUGAAACCAAGCGUGCAAGCGGAGCAGGUGGGCAGCACGUCAAUACCACUGACAGUGCCGUGCGAAUCGUCCAUGUUCCCACAGGUGUUGUAGCUGAGUGUCAGCAAGAGAGAUCACAGCUGAAAAACAAAGAAAAGGCCAUGAAAAUGCUACGUGCUAAACUCUAUGGCCUGCGCCUGGAAGAGGAGUCCAGCAAACGACACCAAGCACGUAAAAUUCAGAUUGGUACUAAAGGUAGAUCAGAGAAGAUCAGGACCUACAACUUUGUUCAGGAUCGCAUUACUGACCAUCGGAUUGGGAAAACCCAGCAUGACGUGAGAGGGUUCAUGCUAGGAGAAGAUCUCUUGGAGGACAUGAGCAAAUCAUUGAAGCAGUUUUCUGACCAGGAGAUUCUCAUGGACAUUUUGGGUGAAGAUGGAGCAGAUGAAUAAUGUUUGGCUGUGUAUUAAAAACAAA
Messenger RNA from Brienomyrus brachyistius, 1571 nucleotides. RefSeq names its product mitochondrial translational release factor 1-like (gene mtrf1l). The transcript is spliced from 7 exons. Bases 284 to 1546 code for a protein of 420 amino acids. Gene Ontology annotation, biological process: translational termination. The record is from RefSeq and is a predicted model, not a curated record. NCBI's taxonomy places the organism in Eukaryota, Metazoa, Chordata, Actinopteri, Osteoglossiformes, Mormyridae. Gene Ontology annotation, molecular function: translation release factor activity.